CCCAUCGACGGCUACGUCGAUCCAAACUUUCCCAACCCCAACGGCGACUGGGAUACGCCCGUCAUCAUCUACGGUUACACUCCCGCCUUUUCGCUCGCCGUGUUCGCCGCCGUCUGGUUCGCCGUCUUCCUCGUCGUCCACCUCUUCCAGACGAUUCGCUUCCGGAGCUGGUACUUUAUCACGUUUCCCAUCGGUCUCUUGUUUGAGAUUGUCGGAUAUAUUGCGCGCUCGCUUUCAGCCAAGGAUGAUCCGUAUCAUCUUCUAUACUUUAUCCUCAACUACUUCUUUAUCGUCACGGCACCCGUCUUCCUCGCUGCGGGAGUGUAUACCAUCCUCUCGGCCUUGAUUCCCCGACUUGGACGUCGAUACUCGUUCCUCCCGCCCAAGGCCAUCUUGUGGUUCUUUAUUACCUCCGAUGUUAUUGCAACUGUGGUCCAGAUCACAGGUGCUGCUCUCAUUGGUGUUCGACAGUCGAACCGCGACGAUCCCACAGACGCAAACAACAUCCUCCUCGGCGGUCUAGCCUACCAGGUCUUUUCCCUCGGCGUCUUCGUCAUCUUGACCGCGAGCUUUCUCUUCCGAAGCCGACAAGAGAUUCGCACACGAGGUCGAACACUCACCAGUUUCUGCGCCGCAUUCGCAGUAGCCACCAUCCUCAUCUAUCUGCGAACGUGUUUCCGUCUGGCAGAGACGGCAGAGGGAUUAGGCGGUCACCUCUAUUCCAACGAGAUUUACUUUGCUUGCCUCGAGUUUGCUCCCGUGGCGUUGGCUGUGUUGCUGUUUGCUAUCUGGUAUCCUGGACGGUGCGUGGGUAAGAAGGUGGGGGUGAAGGAUCUGGAAAAGGAGCAGCAGAGCGCAGUCAAUUUCUGA
Fusarium vanettenii 77-13-4 is the source of this 870-nucleotide messenger RNA. RefSeq lists its product as uncharacterized. Gene Ontology annotation, cellular component: membrane. The annotation marks the transcript as partial. The record is from RefSeq and is a predicted model, not a curated record. The transcript has a single exon. Lineage: Eukaryota; Fungi; Ascomycota; Sordariomycetes; Hypocreales; Nectriaceae.